Molecule: messenger RNA, 1407 nt
Organism: Suillus clintonianus
Lineage: Eukaryota; Fungi; Basidiomycota; Agaricomycetes; Boletales; Suillaceae
Product: t-SNARE
Exons: 8
Coding region: 227-1171 (314 amino acids)
Biological process (GO): intracellular protein transport; vesicle fusion; exocytosis
Cellular component (GO): endomembrane system; plasma membrane; SNARE complex
Molecular function (GO): SNAP receptor activity; SNARE binding
Source: RefSeq, a predicted model, not a curated record
UCUUGGUCACUCACAUUAUCAUAGAUUUCAUCUCGAUUCUAUUUUAUUGGUCCUUGACUACUGGAUAGUACUACUCUUCUCAUCGUCGUCUGUCGAGUCCAACAACGACCUUACAACGUGUCCUUGCCAAGCAACUCUCACGUAAGGGGGGACCUCACUGCGGCAAAGUCCACCGUGCACCUUUCCACAUCAACCAUACUGGCGUAUCUCUGACUUCAUCACAAAAAUGGGUCGAGACAGACUAGCUGCUCUCAGAGCGCAACGGCAGGGCGAUCCAGGACAGGGGGCCUAUGAGAUGCAAGACCACCCUUCAACUCCUGCGAACGGCACUGGUAAUGGCACAGGAACCGACCCUUCGUCCGCUUUCUAUGCGGAGGCCACCGCCAUCCAAGAUUCCAUCCAAGACUUCGAUGACAAUGUCACUCGCGUCGCUGAAUUCCACUCACGUUCCUUGAACGCCCUUGAUGAUGCAACGACACAAGCAAACGCAGCCCAGCUCGAACGCCUUACAGACGAGACUAGGCAGCUCAGCAAUAAUCUCGCCAACCGCAUCCGUGCCCUCGAGAAACCCGCCGGUCCAGGUCCGGAUGCUCAAAUUCGGAAGAACAGAAUUGAUGUCGUUCGGACAAAAUUUAUGGCCACCUUGCAGCGGUACCAGGAUGUUGAGCGCCAGUAUCGCCAGCAGUACCGUCAGCGCGUGGAGCGACAGUUUAAAAUAGUGAAACCCGAUGCUACGCCCGAUGAGGUUGCUGCCGUGGUGAAUGAUGAUCAGGGCGGAGGAACUCAAAUAUUUGCGCAAGCGCUCACUUCAUCGAACCGAUACGGUGAUUCAAGGGCUGCAUAUCGGGAAGUCCAGGAAAGACACCAAGACAUUCGGCGGAUUGAGCAGACCCUCGGAGAGCUGGCUCAGUUAUUCAAUGAUAUGGCCACCCUUCUAGGAGAGCAAGAAGAGAAAAUUAAUGCUAUCGAGACGCAAGCUGCAGGUGUCGCACAUGACACCGAGGGAGGACAAAAGCACACCGAGGUCGCGGUAAAACACGCUCGUUCUGCCCGACGAAAACGCUGGAUCUGCUUCUGGCUCACCAUCAUUAUCAUCCUCGCAGCUGUUGGUAUCGGUGUGGGUGUGUAUUUCAGCCAACAUCCAAUCAAGUCGAGUUCGUCUACUGGUUGAAGGAGCUAUGGGGGAGAUCACGGUGAUUGAAGACGGACAUGACUGAGUCGUAUACCCCUUACUUUCUUUUGCGAUGAGCCACGCUACCUCCAUGACUUGCUUGAGUGAUAUUAGAUAACUAAGUUAUUUAAUACGGACUGGUACUUGGUUUUACCAACAAUUAGUAGUAGCUUGCUAGACUCUAGUACAGGGAAUGACGAAAGCAAUAUUACGUCACGUGCAUUUUGCCGUCAGAA